Molecule: messenger RNA, 1801 nt
Organism: Mugil cephalus (flathead mullet)
Lineage: Eukaryota; Metazoa; Chordata; Actinopteri; Mugiliformes; Mugilidae
Gene: dhrs9
Product: dehydrogenase/reductase (SDR family) member 9
Exons: 5
Coding region: 160-1119 (319 amino acids)
Molecular function (GO): oxidoreductase activity
Source: RefSeq, a predicted model, not a curated record
GCGCAGACCGGCGCACACAGCUGCCAUCCCGGAAGUCACAGUAAAACUGGAUUAUGAAGUAGGGAAGAAGACUCAUAAAGUUAAUUUCUUCUCGGCUGUCUUCUCCACCGGAGGCUGCUUUCCUGUAGCGGACCACGGACCUACCAGACACGAAGAACAAUGUUCCUGUACAUCCUUGGACUGGUGCCGGUCUGGUUCCUCUAUCGCUGGUACAGAGAAAGCAAAAGAGUUUCCAACAAGGGCGACAAAUAUGUCUACAUCACCGGCUGUGACUCUGGGUUCGGUAAUCUCUUGGCGAGACACCUGGACAAGCUCGGCUUCCUUGUGAUUGCAGGCUGUUACACCGACAAAGGCGAGGAUGAGCUGAAGAAGAGCUCCUCUGAAAGGCUGACCACCAUUCAUGUGGAUGUCUCGGACUCUAAAAGUGUCAGCAAAGCAGCAGACGUCAUCAAGUCUCUGGUUGGACAGAAGGGCCUGUGGGCCGUUGUGAACAACGCUGGAGUCAGCGUGCCGUCUGGUCCCACUGACUGGCUCACCAUAGACGAUUUCAAGAAGAUGCUAGCCGUCAACCUAACCGGCGUGAUCGACGUGACGCUGAGCGUCCUCCCUGUCAUCAAGAAGGCCAAAGGCAGGGUGGUCAACGUUGCCAGUGUUUUCGGGCGGAUCAGCCCAUUCGGUGGGCCUUACUGCGUGUCCAAGUACGGAGUGGAGGCCUUCAACGACGGUCUGCGUCUGAACAUGGCACCAUUUAGAGUUAAGGUCGCAUGCAUUGAGCCAGGCUUCUUCAAAACCAAUGUGACUGACACAGUGGCACUGAAGAAUAACAUGAGGAAGCUCUGGGAAUCACUACCUCAGGACGUGAAGGACGACUAUGGACAUAAAUUCUUGGACAAUGCUCUUGAGACGAUGGAUAAAACGAUGACGCAGUUGUCUGAUCAGGAUCUGAUGAAGGUGGUCGGCUGUAUGGAGCACGCCAUCUCCGCCGUUCAUCCUCGCACCCGCUACUCCCCCGGAUGGGACGCCAAGUUCUUCUGGCUGCCUAUGUCCUACAUGCCAGCCUGCAUCACGGAUGCAUUUUUCCUUGCAACGGGACCAAGGUCCAAACCAGCUGGUCUGUAGUUCCUUUCACAGCAGUUAUAGGAGAAACAUUGUGUUACUGAUUUUUAGGUCACUUGUGUGUUGUUGUGACCCCAUGCAUUAUAUCUAUCGAUUUACAUGUUCCAAUCUCAGUACUGUAAUAAAUCGUGAUUCCCCUACCAUUGUUACCUAUGUUUACUUGUAAUGCUCAUCUGCUCCGUAACCUUUGCUCCGAGAUUGUAUGUUUCUGGAGCAGAUUUAUGGUUGAAGGGGAAUGCCGUUAUCAAAACCAGGAGACUUGCAAUCAGUCUGUUACACAACCCAUCUCUGGUGAAUUAUUUAGCCCCACUGUUAUGUUCAUUAUGGACCUUGACUCUACAAACACGCCGUGUAACUUCACCUGCAGCUGCAAGGACUGAUUUCCAGGAGAUCAUCUGUCCAUUCGGUUAAUUUCCGCCUAAAGAAUUAUGGUAUGUUUGUUUUCAUGGUUAUGCAUGUUAUACUUGAAUUGCUGUUGUUUUAUUAAUCAUCCCUUAAUGAGCACCCAGUUGUUACCUAGCAUCUGCAUAUUGCCUUAAUCUUAACUUAUUUUACACUAAGUUAUCUAAAAACCAGUAUGUAGAGGAUGUGUUCUGUUUUUGUUUUGUUUUUUGUCUCUAAAAGAACGAUGUAAGUUGGUAUUCGAGUGACAGUUUCUGCAUUAAAGGAUCAUUGAAAUAGAAAA